GGAAAGCCAAGCUUCAUCUGGCCACACUGACAAUAGCUGUGCAAAAAUUCUACUGCGUUCUAUUGAUCUCCGAGAUUUUAAUACUUUUAAACAGCUGUAUUGCAUAAUUAAAACAUAGUGGAAUAGAUCUGGAACGCGGUCAACUAAGCCAAUCAGCAAAUAGACAACGAUGAACAUGGAUGCGGGCAUCGCUGUGGAGAACCGUGAGAAGGAGCGCGAUCGACGUGGGCGGGGGGCGCGUGGCUCUAGAUUCUCGGACGCCGACGGCAAUGGAAACGCCGGUGGAAACCUGGGUGGCAACGGCGGCGGUGGAGGGGGAGGCGGCGGCAACAACAAUAUUCGUGACCGGAGCCGCGAGCGCCGCAACUGUCGGGUGUACAUCUCAAACAUUCCGUACGAUUACCGAUGGCAAGACCUGAAGGAUCUGUUCCGCCGCAUCGUCGGCUCCAUCGAGUAUGUGCAGCUCUUCCACGACGAGAGCGGCAAGGCGCGCGGCUGCGGGAUUGUUGAGUUCAAGGAUCCGGAGAAUGUGCAAAAGGCCAUGGAGAAGAUGAACCGCUACGAGGUCAACGGCCGAGAACUGGUCGUAAAGGAGGAUCAUGGCGAGCAGCGUGACCAGUACGGCCGGAUUGUGCGUGAUGGCGCCGGCGGCGGAGGCGGAGGAAACGGUGGCGGCGGCGGCGGUGGUGGUGGAGGCGGCAAUGGUGGCGGUGGCCGUGACCACAUGGACGACCGCGAUCGUGGAUUCUCCCGACGUGACGAUGACAGAUUAUCUGGGCGUAAUAAUUUUAACAUGAUGUCAAAUGAUUAUAAUAAUUCGUCGAAUUACAAUUUGUAUGGGCUUUCCGCUUCGUUUUUGGAGAGUCUUGGCAUAAGUGGACCUUUGCAUAAUAAGGUUUUUGUUGCUAAUCUGGACUACAAGGUGGAUAACAAGAAGCUCAAGCAGGUAUUCAAGCUGGCCGGAAAGGUGCAAAGCGUAGAUCUUUCCCUGGACAAGGAGGGCCAUAGUCGUGGCUUUGCUGUAAUUGAAUACGACCAUCCUGUUGAGGCUGUGCAGGCCAUAUCUAUGCUGGAUCGCCAAAUGCUCUUCGAUCGACGCAUGACCGUGCGUCUGGACCGCAUUCCGGACAAGAACGAGGGACUGAAGCUCCCUGAGGGUUUGGGUGGCGUGGGCAUCGGCCUGGGACCCAACGGAGAGCCACUGAAGGACGUGGCCCACAAUCUACCCAACGGAGGUCAGAGCCAGGGCCAGCUGCUCGGCGGUGUCCAGCAAGGUGGUCAGCUUGGAGCAGUGGCUGCUGGCGGCGGAGGCGGCAGCGCCGUUAGCAACGCGACCAAUCUAUUGAACAACCUCACCGGUGUGAUGUUCGGCAAUAAUUCAGCGGUUCAGCCAUCCCCCGUGGCUCCGGUACAGAAGCCCAGUCUGGGCAACAACUCUGGUGCCGGUGGAUUGAACUUGAACAAUCUCAAUCCCAGCCUGCUGGCCGCUGUGGUUGGCAACCUGGGUAGCCAAGGAGCCGGCUUAAGCAACCCCUUGCUCACCUCGUCGCUGAGCAACCUUGGCCUAAAUCUUGGAAACUCGGGCGGCAACGACGAUGCCCUGGCCAGCAGCAAUGUUGGCCUGUCCAACAACUACAGCAGCGGCGGCACCGGAGGCGGCAAUAACUACAGCUCGGGCGGCAACUACAGUGGUGGGGGCGGAGUCUCUGGCGGCAAUGUGGGAUACAAUGCCUACAGCAGCUCCGGUGUGGGCGGUGGCAAUGGAGGAGGCGGACAGGACAGCAAUGACUACAACUCAGUAAAUCAACUGGAUAUCUAUGGAGGCGGCAACAAUGUGGGCAACUCGAAUGUGGGUUCCAAUAAUGUUGGAGGCGGCGCUCGCAAGUCGGACACCAUUAUCAUCAAGAAUGUUCCCAUGAGCUGCACCUGGCAAACGUUGCGCGACAAGUUCCGUGAGAUUGGCGAUGUCAAGUUUGCCGAAAUUCGUGGAAAUGACGUUGGCGUUGUGCGCUUCUUCAAGGAGCGUGAUGCCGAACUGGCCAUAGCGUUAAUGGAUGGAUCCCGUCUGGAUGGUCGCAACAUUAAAGUAACUUACUUUUAAGUCAAUCCAAAAUCCAUUUUUCCAAAAAUUCAUUCAUCGGUUGUCGGAGGAGCCUCAGACGAGCCACAAAUAGAUUUUCCUUAUUUCACGCUGGCAUCCACGACAAACCCACAUGUACUGUGUAACUUUUAUAUAUAAACAUACGCAUAUUAUUAUACAAGCUAAUAUUAUGAUUAUUGACGUUCCAAAAGCAACAACAACAACAACAACAAACCCAAGACCAAGAAGAUCCAUCAACAUUUGAAGACGAAAAUUAAACUAUUUUUUAAGUCAUUGAAUUAAAGUCAAUAAAACCAUGUGAAUCCCAAGAAA
Molecule: messenger RNA, 2413 nt
Organism: Drosophila kikkawai
Lineage: Eukaryota; Metazoa; Arthropoda; Insecta; Diptera; Drosophilidae
Gene: rump
Product: heterogeneous nuclear ribonucleoprotein rumpelstiltskin
Cellular component (GO): ribonucleoprotein complex; nucleus; cytoplasm
Molecular function (GO): mRNA binding
Source: RefSeq, a predicted model, not a curated record